This is a messenger RNA of Syzygium oleosum, 1268 nucleotides long. RefSeq lists its product as uncharacterized. NCBI's taxonomy places the organism in Eukaryota, Viridiplantae, Streptophyta, Magnoliopsida, Myrtales, Myrtaceae. The coding region runs from base 55 to 951 and encodes 298 amino acids. The record is from RefSeq and is a predicted model, not a curated record. Gene Ontology annotation, molecular function: phosphatidylinositol transfer activity. The transcript has 6 exons.
CGCUCCCCCGCCACCACCUCCUCCUCCUCCGCCGUCUCCCGUCCUCCUCUCACCAUGUUUCGUUGGAGGAGUAACUCUCACCACAGUGAGGAGGAUGACUCACUGCAGUCCGAGUCCAAGGUGGAUGAGCUUAAGACUGCUAUGGGACCCCUCUCUGGGCGAAGGUUGAAGUAUUGUGAUGAUGCCUGCUUGAGGAGAUAUUUGGAAGCUCGAAACGGGGACAUGGACAAAGCAAAGAAAAUGUUAGAUGAGACGCUGAAAUGGAGAUCAGAUUUUAAGCCCGAGGAAAUCAGCUGGGAAGAAGUUGCUGUUGAAGGUGAAACUGGAAAAGUAUACAGAGCAAGUUUUCAUGAUCGUCAUGGAAGGACUGUUCUUAUAUUGAGACCUGGAAUGCAGAAUACACAAUCGCUUGACAACCAGAUGCGACAUCUAGUCUACUUGAUAGAAAAUGCCAUCCUUAAUCUCCCAGAGGGUCAGGAACAGAUGGCAUGGUUGAUAGACUUCACAGGGUGGUCCUUGAGUACCAAUGUGCCCAUCAAAUCUGCAAGAGACACUAUUAAUAUUCUGCAGAACCAUUACCCUGAGAGGCUUGCUGUAGCAUUUCUAUACAACCCUCCUCGCAUUUUUGAAGCAUUCUGGAAGGUCGUGAAGUACUUCUUGGAUGCUAAAACUUUUCAAAAGGUUAAGUUUGUGUACCCAAAAAACAAAGAAAGUGUCGAGCUCAUGAGAUCAUUCUUCGACGAGGAGAACCUUCCUACCGAGUUCGGAGGAAGAGCAAAUCUGAAAUACGACCAUGAAGAGUUCUCUAGGCUAAUGGCCGAGGAUGAUAUUAAGGCAGCCAAUUUGUGGGGAUUUGAUCGGCAACCUGAGAAGAUCUUUCACCUUGGCAACAAGCAUUCUGGAGCUGAGGUGGCUCCUGAGCCCGUCGCGGUUGCCCCACCAGCAAGCUGAGCAUCUAUACUGCAUUCGGUAGGUAAAUAAGCAGGCUAACAUGUGCGCCCGAAUGAACGAACGUGAUGGUCAUGAACCUGGCUAGACAGUAUGGGUAGUUGCUAACUGUCUACGGCUAUUCUCAUUAUUAUAUAUUUAUACAGAGCACCUACAGUUGACAUAACUAGCAUUCUGUCGGGAUGACGUCCCUCUCUGUCUCGGGGACCUCUGUCUCGAUUUCCGUUUCGGAAAAAAAUUUGCACCAUUGGUCCAUAAACUUAUGUACUUACAACUUCAAUGCGAUAAUUAAAUUCGACCCUAUAUUUUCAUUGCGUUCA